AUGAUACCAGGAAAGCUCAUCUUCGCUAAUUUUGGAUGGCCAAUGCCCUAUUUUUGCUCUAUGAUUCUGUGCACCCCAACUACUGAAAUCAGCAGGGGUCCUCUGGAGGACUUGAUUGGGUCUACGAAUGGGCAGGCUAUAGAGAGUGAGAGCGUCAGCAGGAAUGGAAUCUCGCGGUGCCGGACCCAGUCCGGCGUGAUGGUCCGACAGCCUGAGAAGCAGAGGCCUCUGGAUGGCGGUAUGGAUACGACAACGGCCACCGAUGUUGGCUCCCCAAGUGCGAGCGACAUUCUCAGUGAGCUCUUUUUCCUGAUCGAUAAUCACCUUCUUUGGGGGAGCCAUUUCUGGGUUUCUGUAAAGCGGACCUACAAACCCAUCUCUUUCAAACGCUUUUCCAGCGAAUGGCUUCGAUUUCAUAGGAGCCUUUUCCUUCCCUUUCCUCACCUUCACCCUCUUCUCCCUCGCUGUCACCGUCCUCAACAGCCUAAGCCUCCUCCUGGUUUUGGUUUUUCUCCGCCUCCCGCUUCAUCUCUCUCUCCCGCGGCUCGCAUUCCGCCGUCAAAGCUUCCGUCAGUCCUCUUCAUCUUCGUCAUCGGCAACCUCAAGCUCGUCGGUUAUCGGUGGCGAACAACCUGUGGAGGUUGGAAGACAAAAAUAUAUGCGAGAGAUUGUUGUGCAUUUGCCUGGAUUUUGAACAAGCGAAAGCAUCAGCUAAGAGUACUGGUCCAACUUCUAAGAUUUUAUCUGUCAACAAGGACAUCUGACGGACUUUCAGUAUCAACACUGACCCUUUCCAAGGGUUUACAAAACCGAGAGGGAGAAGAUAUGGUUGCAAGUGAUCUUGUACUCAAGGCAAUGCAAUCUGGUGUUGCUUAUUAUGUGAUGGGAAUGGUAGUGAAGGAAAAGGGACCGGUUUUUCACUUGGCUUUUCAUCCCUUGGCCACAGUAGGUAGCAUUAAUCCUGGGUUCCUUUGUUUUAGCAGAACAAUUGUACAUUGCGAGUGUUAUCGGAGCAGCUUUAAUCAUCAUUGGUCUGUAUCUCGUGAUCUGGGGAAAAGCAAAGGAUCAGUCUCCUCCAUCACAGUGCUGCAUGAUCGAUGAAGUAGCACUACUAACACAAAGAUCAAUAGAUGAUCAACAAUGUUAAGAGAUUCCAUGUCACUGCAAGCAUAUGGUUGAUCCUUCAAAACUCUGGCAAACCAGUUUGUUAGUCUUUUUUCUUUUUUCUUCUUAUUUUGAAUUGAAAGGAUUACCUUUGUUCUGAUUAAAUAUUCAUCAGCUAGCUUAAAGUAUUAACUAUGUUAAGUAAAAUUAGGACUAGAUUGUUUUAGCUGUUAGAGAAUUUUGCAUGUGAUUGUGCCUAAAGAAAUCUAGCCUACUUACGAGUUAUUUCUUGCCACUUCAUGGAUAGGCUGAUCCUUGCAAAUUCUACCAUGCAUGUCAGCUUUUAGUUGUCGUUUUCCUUUUCCUCUUUUCUUUUCUUUUUCUUGUUAUUUUGAUUUUUGAGUAGCAAGGAUCACCAUUGUUCUGUUUUAAGUACUCAUCAGCUAGCUUUAAAGUAUUAACGUACUAUUAGACAUAAGAUUAGACCACCAUUGUUCUAGCUGCAUGUUUGAGCAUUUUUCAUGUGAUUGUGCCUAAAGAAAUCUGGAUUGCUUAACUAUAACAAAAUGACCUCAACUGGAAUCAGAUAGUAGGCUGCAAAGGUAUAUAAUUAAGCAAUUUCCAGUUCUAGUUGGGUGAUUUUUGGAAUGAUCUCUGUUCAAAUACAAACAUGAAUUUGGCCUGCUGGAUGUUUUUAGGCUUCUGAAUAUUAUGCAGCUUAAUAAAUGAAAAACUCUACUUUGGAUUUUGGACAUUUUAUACUCUGUUACAGGAUAUUGCUUGGUCACUUUGGUGACUCGACAAGAGUUAGUGCAUACCGAAUAAGUUAAUUGGCCUGAAAAUUUGUGGUUAUUGCUUGUAUCCUACAUAUGAUAGUGUACAUAUGUUGGAAUCCUACAUAUGAUAGUGUCCCAGUAGUAUCCUUGGUAUAUUCGUAGUAUGCUGGAUUCACAAUUACGUACUGGUAUGUCGAAUGUGAUGUUGUGCAUUAUUUUGUUCGACUUCGUCUUGACCACAUGCAUUUGGUUUACUCUAAUUGAUUCAAUGAAGACAUAAAAAUAAGGUCUUGUGCAUGCAUGUAUCUCAGAGAGGAUGCAAAAGCAUUAAAAAUAAGGUUUUCAGGUGUCUAAGAUCACGUUGGUAUUGUAAUGGAUCAUUUGCCAAAAGUUAGAAACUGGACCUAAUUAACUUUCUUUGUUUGUGUUUCUGCCAUGUUCUUUUUUUUAUUUUUAUGCAGAAAUAUGAUGUUGACACAGCAGCAAAGGCAACUGUCCUUGGCAUCCAAGUUGGGUGUGGAUUCAGGCCUAAGAUUCCAUGUAGGAGAUGAAUCUAGAGCUAAUGCUGCACAAGAUAAUGAACUUUUCCAUCAGAAUCCUCAAGCAUAUGCUGCACAAGAUGGAAAUUGGAUUGCUCGUAUUGCAGCAUUGUUUGUGGGUGAGGAUCGAACACAAUCUUGUAUAGCUUAUGAAAUUGGAAGGCUUAGUUCAAUGAAAUGUUUUUUUUUUUUGAUAAGUUCAAUGAAAUGUUUAAAUGCUUAUAAAAUUGUAUAU
Messenger RNA from Rosa rugosa (rugosa rose), 2654 nucleotides. RefSeq lists its product as uncharacterized. The record is from RefSeq and is a predicted model, not a curated record. Lineage: Eukaryota; Viridiplantae; Streptophyta; Magnoliopsida; Rosales; Rosaceae. Bases 1 to 1101 code for a protein of 366 amino acids. The transcript has 8 exons.